Emiliania huxleyi CCMP1516 is the source of this 1300-nucleotide messenger RNA. RefSeq lists its product as hypothetical. Bases 52 to 1143 code for a protein of 363 amino acids. The record is from RefSeq and is a predicted model, not a curated record. The transcript has 3 exons. NCBI's taxonomy places the organism in Eukaryota, Haptophyta, Isochrysidales, Noelaerhabdaceae.
CGCAGGCUGCAUGCACUCGUCGGCUGGCAGGCACUCGCAGGCUUCCCGACGAUGACUGCGCUGCUUGAGCACAUCAACCUCAACAUCCUCGACGAGCCGACGGCACGCGAGUUUUACGUCUCCUGCCUCGGCGCCGUCGUGAAUGAGCCGACGACGAACGAGCGGCAGCUUCACGUCAACAUGGGAGCGACGCAGUUCCACCUGCUGCGCAAGUAUGGUAAGGCGGAGGGUGUCACACCGGUGACCGCGGCGCAGCGCUGGGCGGGCGAGAUCGAGCUGUGGACGUCGGAGCGGCUCGACGCGAUUGCCGACCGGCUCACGCGGCACAAGCUGCGUGGCCAUGUGCGAGAUGGCGCGAGCGACGUCCUGCGAGUCCGCUGCCCGUACGGCAACGCCUUUGUGAUUCGGCACGAGGCGCCCGGAAGCUGCGAUGGCUGGGGGUGCCACCCCUCCGGCAGCGGUGCUCUGACGCGUCUGGUCCGCGCCGUGCACGAUGUGCGCCCCGGCGCCGCCGCGCGGCUUGCGCACUUCUGGAAGGAGACGCUGGGCGGCGAGGCGUGCGAGCUUCAGCCUUCAGGCACGCCGCCUCUGUGGUGCGAGGGCGGCGUUGCCGGCGGGGCGGGGAGUGGCGAAGACACCGCCGGCUUGCAGCAGUGCGUGGUUCGUUUCGGCGCCGCGCCGCAGCAACUCGUGUUCGCCGAGAGGCGCUCAGCGCCGCCUCCAGACGAGUAUGAGCGGAACGAGGCGGCAGCGUACCACAUCUGUGUCUACCUCGAGACGGCGGAGCGCUUUGCCGCAUGUUUCCGCGCUUGCGAGGCGGCAGGGCUGCUCUACGCCAACGAGAGGCUGCUCUACGCCAACCCGGCCUACGCGCGCAGCCCGCCCGAGUUUGGCAACGCGAUGGCGUGGGAGGAGGUGCAGGCGUGCGGCCAGUUCCGCAUCAAGGAGCUCGGAGGCUCUACCGGCGAGCCAGCGGCGCCCAGAGCUCUACCCAGAGCAGGCGGGCGCUCGUCCUCGAGGUGGAGGUUCGCUCGCCCCACCACGUGUCGUGCCCGAUCGGCAAGCGGCCGCGGUAGCUCUGGGAGUGGACGGGUGACGGCUCUCUCGGUCUCGCCCGUACACUCAUGCUGCACCAGGCUGUAGGGUGUACGUGCAGCGUGUACCGUGUACACUUCUUGACACACUGGGGCCGCCAGCUCUACCGUGUGCCCCUCGGUCCUCCUCGCGGUACGCGGUCUCUCUUCGACGCUAUUCGCAUAUAUAUUUCUUUUUGUAUGUAUGUACAAAGUCACGAAUGAGU